This is a messenger RNA of Salvelinus sp. IW2-2015, 3453 nucleotides long. NCBI's taxonomy places the organism in Eukaryota, Metazoa, Chordata, Actinopteri, Salmoniformes, Salmonidae. The record is from RefSeq and is a predicted model, not a curated record.
AUGCCCAGCCCCCUACUCUCCAGCUCCCCUUAUCCUAAGCUCCCCAACUCUCCAGAUCCCCUACUCUCCAGCUCCUCUAGUCUCCAGUCUCCAGCUCCCCUAGUUUCCAGUCCCCAGCCUCCCAGCUCCCCUACUCUCCAGCUCCCCUUAUCCCCAGCUCCCCUUAUCCCCAGCUCCCCUACUCUCCAGAUCCCCUACUCUCAGCUUCCGUCUACUCCAGUCUCCAGCUCCCCUAGUUUCCAGUCCCCAGCCCCCUACUCUCCAGCUCCCCUUAUCCCAGUCUCCCACUCUUCUGACCCCUACUCUCCAGCUCCCCUACUCUCCAGCUCCCUUAUCCCCAGCACCCCUUAUCCCCAGCUUCCCUUAUUCCCAGCUUCCCUUAUUCCCAGCUUCCCUUAUUCCCAGCUCCUCUUAUUCCCGGCUCCCUACUCUCCGGCUCCCCUACUCUCAGGCUGCCCUACUCUCAGCUCGCCGCUCCCCUACUUCCGGCUCCCCUACUCCCUACUCUCCAGCUCCCCUUAUCCCAGCUCCCCAACUCUUCUGACCCCCUACUCUCCAGCUCCCCUACUCUCCAGCUCCCCUUAUCCCAGCACCCCUUAUCCCCAGCUUCCCUUAUUCCCAGCUUCCCUUAUUCCCAGCUUCCUUUUCCCAGCUCCUCUUAUUCCCCGGCUCCCCUACUCUCCGGCUCCCCUACUCUCCGGCCCCUACUUCCCCAGCUCCCCUACUCCCCAGCUCCCCUCUCCCCAACUCUCCAGAUCCCCUACUCUCCAGCUCCCCUACAUUCAGCCCCCUUACCCCAGCUCCCCUACUCCCAGCUCCCCUAUCUCCAGCUCCCCUAGUUCCAGUCCCCGCCUCCAGCGUCCCUACUCCCAGCUCCCCUACUCUCCCGCUCCCCUCUCCCCUAGUUUCCCCCAGCCUCCCAGCGUUCCUACUCUCCAGCUCCCCUACUCUCCCGCUCCCCUGUUACCCAGCUCCCCAACUCUCCUGACCCCCCACUCUUCCGCUCCCCACACCUCUCCGGCUACCCCACUCUCCGGCUUCCCCACUCCCCGGCUCCCCCACUUCCCGGCUCCCCCACUCCCCGGCUCCCCACUCUCCGGCUCCCCCACUCUCCGGCUCCCCCACUCUCCGGCUCCCCACUCCCCGGCUCCCCCACUCCCCGGCUCCCCCACCCCGGCUCCCCUUAUCUCCAGCUCCCCUUAUCCUCAGCUCUCCAGCUCCCCAGCUCCCCAGCCCCCCUGCUCCCCAGCUCUCCUUACACCCAGCCCUCUGGCUCCCCUACUCCCCAGCUCCCCUACUCCCCAGCUCCCCUACUCCCCAGCUCCCCUGUGCCCCAGCUCCCCUACAUUCCAGCUCACCUUAUACCUCAAGCUGCCCCAACUCUCCAGAUCCCCUACUCUCCAGCUCCCCUACAUUCCAGCUCCCCUUACCCCCAGCUCCCCUACUCUCCAGCUCCCCUACUCUCCAGCUCCCCUAGUUUCCAGUCCCCAGCUCCCAGCGUCCCUACUCUCCAGCUCCCCUACUUCCCGCUCCCCUGUUACCCAGCUCCCCAACUCUCCUGACCCCCUACUCUCCAGCUCCCCUAGUUUCCAGUCCCCGACACUUUCCACAGCUCCCCCAACUCUCCUGACCCCCCCCUCUCCGGCUCCCCCACUCUCCGGCUCCCCCACUCCCCGGCUGCCUCCCACUCUCCGGCUCCCCCACUUCCCCCACUCUCCGGCUCCCCCACUCUCCGCCGCUCCCCCACUGCUCCCCAGGCUUCCCCUUAUCUCCAGCUCCCCUUAUCCUCAGCUCUCCAACUCCCAGCUCCCCCCUCUCCAGCUCCCCAGCUCUCCUUACACCCAGCCCUCUGCUCCCCUACUCCCCAGCUCCCCUGUGCCCCAGCUCCCCCUACAUUCCAGCUCACCUUAUCCCCAGCUCCCCUACUCUCCAGCUCCCCUGUUCCCCAGCUCCCCUAUCCUCAGCUCCCCAACUCUCCAGAUCCCCUACUCUCCAGGCUCCCCUACAUUCCAGCUCCCCUUACCCCCAGUCCCCUCCACUCUCCCAGCUCCCCUACUCUCCAGCUCCCCUAGUUUCCAGUCCCAGCCCCCAGCGUCCUACUCCUCCAGCUCCCCUACUCUCCCGCUCCCCUGUUACCCAGCUCCCCCCACUCUCCUGACCCCCUACUCUCCAGCUCCCCUAGUUUCCAGUCCCCAGCCUCCCAGCGUCCCUACUCUCCAGCUCCCCUACUCUCCCGCUCCCCUGUUACCCAGCUCCCCAACUCUCCUGACCCCCCACUCUCCGUCCCCACUCUCCGCUCCCACUCCCUCACUCCCGGCCUCUCCCCCACUCUCCGGCUCUCCCCACUCCCCGGCCUCCCCCACUCUCCCGGCCGUCCCCCACUCUCCGGUCCUCCCACUCUCCGGCUCCCCCACUCCGGCUCCCCACUCCCCGGCUCCCCCACUCCCCGGCUCCCCUUAUCUCCAGCUCCCCUUAUCCUCAGCUCUCCAGCUCCCCAGCUCCCCAGCCCCCCUGCUCCCCAGCUCUCCUUACACCCAGCCCUCUGAUGGCCAGCCCCCCUACUCUCCAGCUCCCCUGUUCUCCAGCUCCCCUUAUCCUAAGCUCCCCAACUCUCCAGAUCCCCUACUCUCCAGCUCCUCUAGUCUCCACUCCCCUACUCUCCAGAUCCCCUUACUCUCCAGCAUCCCCUUAUCCCCUAGCACCCUUAUUAUCCCCAGCUUCCCUUAUUCCCAGCCUCCUUCUAUUCCCCGGCCUCCCCCUACUCUCCGCUCCCCUACUCUCCAGUCCCCUACUCUCCGGCUCCCCAUACUCUCCUGUGCUCCCGCUACCUCUCCGGCUCCCCUUACUCUCCGGCUCCCCUACUCCCCAGCUCCCCUACUCCCCAGCUCCCUCCUACUCCCAGCUCCCCUGAUGCCCCAGCUCCCCUACAUUCCAGCUCACCUUAUCCUCAAGCUCCCCAACUCUCCAGAUCCCCUACUCUCCAGCUCCCCUACAUUCAGCUCCCCUUACCCCCAGUCCCCUACUCUCCAGCUCCCCUACUCUCCAGCUCCCCUAGUUUCCAGUCCCCAGUCCCAGCGUCCCUACUCUCCAGCUCCCCUACUCUCCCGCUCCCCUGUUACCCAGCUCCCCAACUCUCCUGACCCCCUACUCUCCAGCUCCCCUAGUUUCCAGUCCCCAGGCCUCCCAGCUCCCCAACUCUCCUUGACCCCCCACUCUCGGCUCCCCCACUCUCCGGGCUCCCCACUCCCGGCUCCCCCACUCUCCGGCUCCCCCAUUCUCUCCCCCACUCUCCGGCUCCCUCUCCACUCUCCGGCUCCCCCACUCUCCAGGUUCCCCUUAUCUCCAGCUCCCCUUAUCCUCAGCUCUCCAACUCUCCAGCUCCCCACUCUCCAGCUCCCCAGCUCUCCUUACACCCAGCCCUCUGGUCCACACUCAAUGUUUUCCCUCUUCUGA